UCAGCACUGAGAGCCUCCCAGUAGCUCCCUCCUCCCCAGCUCCAGCGGGCCUCCCAGACUCCUUGGGGAGACCAGAGAGGCUGGGAUUUCCCUAGGACCUGCCUGGCCCAGCACCCGCCCAGCACCUGGCAGGGGAGGGAGCUGGGGAGCUGACAGAAGAGAAAAUUCCCCUGGAACCGGUUUCUCUGCUUCCUGGCCCAGCUGGGGCACCCACCCCAGGGAGAGGCCAAGGCCAAAGACCCGGGCCACCAUGGCCUCAGCCCUAAGCCCACCCCGGGUCCCCAAACCCAAAGGCGCUCUACCUUCACACUACUACGAGAACUUUCUGGAGAAGAAGGGACCCUGUGACCGGGAUUACAAGAAAUUCUGGGCAGGCCUCAAGGGUUGCACUCUCUAUUUCUAUAAUAGCAAUCGGGACUCCCAGGUAAGGAGGGGAAUGAGCUGGUCGCCCCCCCCUCCCCACCCCCCUCCUUUAACCUCAGGGACCAAGCAUAGAGGGCGGGUGUUUCGGCCAAGCCAGAGGGCCUGGGGAGCCACAAGCCUGGUGCUCAGACCCCUGCUUCCGGAUCCGCAGCACGUGGAGAAGUUAGACCUAACGGCACUUGUGAAGCUCACAGAUGACCCACCCUGGGGAAGCUCCCGAGACCCAGGCAUCCAUUUCAGCCUGGUCCUCCGGAACCAGGAGAUCAGGUUCAAGGUAGAGAGCCUGGAGUCUCGGGAGAUGUGGAAAGGCUUCAUCCUGACGGUGGUAGAGCUCCGCAUCCCGUCCAACCUGACCCUGCUGCCCGGACACCUGUACAUGAUGGCCGAGGCCCUGGCCAAAGAGGAGGCGCGCCGCGCGCUCGAGGUGCCCUCCUGCUUCCUGAAGGUGAGCCGGCUGGAGGCGCAGCUGCUCCUGGAGCGCUACCCCGAGUGCGGAAACCUGCUGCUGCGGCCCAGCGGGGACGGAACGGGCGGCGUGUCGGUCACCACGCGCCAGACGCUCAAUGGGUCGUCGGUGGUCCGGCACUACAAGGUGAAGCACGAGGGCCCCAAGUAUGUGAUCGACGUGGAGGAGCCGUUCUCCUGCGACUCACUCGACGCAGUGGUCAACUAUUUCGUGACACGCACCAAGAAAUCGCUGGUGCCCUUCCUGCCAGACGAGGACUAUGAGAAGGUGCUAGGCUACUUGGAGGCGGAUAACGAGAACGGCGAGAGUGUGUGGGUGGCACGCGAGGCCCCCGCGCCCCGAGGCCCAGGUCCCGCACCCCCCUCGGGUGGCCCCAGGCAGCUGCCUCCCGUGCCCGUCACACCCGUGUCGAGCCCGAACAAGCUCACCCCACUCCCGAACGAGGAUGAGAACUACGUGAUCCCCAUCGCACACGCCCCAGCCGCCACCUACGUGAACGGGGACGUGACUUCCCCUAGUUGGCCGGUCAUCCGGAAGCUCAAGAAGGUGGCAAAGGUUCAGGCAAAGCCUCCAAAGCUGCCAAAGCCACCUGUUGCGCCCAAGCCAGAGCCCCAAGGCCUCAACGGCGGCCUGGCCAAGAAACCGGCGGGCAACUCAGCGCAGGCUUUCUUCCCCGCGACAGGCCUGGCGGAUUUGACCGCCGAGCUGGAAGAGAAACUGCGGAGGAGACGGGCGCCGGAACACUCGGCCAGACACGCUGGGGACCUGUGAGCCAGAGAGGCAGACCCCCCCCUCCCAGAAUAAAAGCUCAAGUGAC
Prionailurus viverrinus (fishing cat) is the source of this 1706-nucleotide messenger RNA. It is a transcript of the gene STAP2, whose product is annotated as signal transducing adaptor family member 2. The transcript is spliced from 12 exons. Gene Ontology annotation, molecular function: signaling adaptor activity. Bases 251 to 1660 code for a protein of 469 amino acids. Lineage: Eukaryota; Metazoa; Chordata; Mammalia; Carnivora; Felidae. The record is from RefSeq and is a predicted model, not a curated record.